GUCUCGCGAGAUCUGGUGGUAGCUGCAGCAGCGGCGGCGGCGACGGCGGCGGCGGCGGCGGCCCGGGAGGUUCAUAAUAAAGGUGCUAAGAAAGAGAAUGUAAGACAGGAAAAGAAAUAUUUUUACUAAGGCUGCUUAAAAGAGGUGGCAUACUUCCUCUUGCCAGUGCCUGGAACACAAUGGAUCACACAGGAACCAUAGACACAGAGGAAGAGCUAGGGACUCUAGCCCACCUUGCACCAAGUCCUCAAAGUGAGGCUGUGGCUCACGAAUUCCAGGAACUGUCUCUACAGUCCAGCCAGCAUUUACCCCCUCUGAACGAACGGAAAAAUGUGCUCCAGCUGAGGCUGCAACAAAGGAGGACAAGAGAGCAGCUAGUGGACCAGGGCAUCAUGCCACCUUUGAAGAGCCCAGCAGCAUUCCAUGAGCAAAUAAAAAGCCUGGAGCGAGCCAGAACUGAAAACUUUCUGAAGCACAAGAUCCGGAGCCGCCCAGACCGCUCUGAGCUGGUCAGGAUGCAUAUUUUAGAAGAAACGUUUGCCGAGCCAUCUCUUCAGGCCACACAGAUGAAGCUGAAGAGAGCUCGGUUGGCAGAUGACCUGAAUGAGAAAAUUGCUCAAAGGCCUGGUCCCAUGGAGCUAGUGGAGAAGAACAUCCUUCCUGUGGAUUCGAGUGUCAAGGAAGCAAUUAUAGGCGUAGUGAAGGAGGACUAUCCUCACACUCAUGGUGAGUUCUCCUUUGAUGAAGAUAGCAGUGAUGCUUUGUCUCCAGACCAGCCAGCGAGCCAGGAGUCUCAGGGCUCAGCUGCAUCCCCCAGUGAGCCAAAAGUCAGUGCCUCGCCACCUCCUGUGACUGCAAGCACUCCAGCCCAGUUUACCUCAGUGUCCCCAGCAGUUCCUGAAUUCUUGAAAACCCCUCUUACUGCGGACCAGCCUCCCACAAGGACUACAGCUCCUGUCCUCCCCACAAGCACUGUGUCCUCAACGAAGUCUGGCCCGACACUGGUGAAGCAAAGCCAUCCCAAGAAUCCAAAUGACAAACACCGUAGCAAAAAAUGCAAAGAUCCGAAACCCCGAGUGAAGAAGCUUAAGUAUCACCAGUACAUCCCACCCAACCAGAAAGGGGAGAAGAGGGAGCCACAGAUGGACUCCAACUACGCCCGCCUGCUCCAGCAGCAGCAGCUCUUCCUACAGCUGCAGAUCCUGAGCCAGCAGCAGCAGCAGCAGCAGCAACAACACUACAACUACCAGACCAUCCUGCCCGCACCCAUCAAAACUGACAAGAACAACAGCAGUAGCACAAGCGUGCCGGCGAGGAGGCCAGGACCACUGCCCUCUAGCUUGGAUGACUUAAAGGUGUCAGAGCUGAAGACAGAACUCAAACUGAGGGGUCUACCAGUGUCAGGAACUAAACCAGACCUCAUUGAACGCCUGAAACCCUACCAGGAAGUGACCAGUAGUAACCUUGCCACUGGCAGUAUUGUGGCAGUGUCAUCAGCAGCUAUUGUCACCGGUAGUAACCCAGAGGUCACAGUGGCACUGCCAGUCACAACACUGCAUAAUGCUGUAACUAGCUCUAUGUCCACUUUCAAGGCAGACUUGCCACCUUCUGGGUCAAGCAGUGUCCAUCCAUCCCAUGUUGAAAAUGCCCAUUCUCCUCUGCCCAUCUCGCCAUCACCCUCCGAGCAGUCCAGUCUCAGUACUGAUGAUACAAACAUGACAGACACCUUCACAGAGAUCAUGACCAUGAUGUCACCUUCCCAGUUUUUGUGUUCAUCUCCCCUGAGGGUGGCUAACCAUGAGGACAACCUGAGCCCCACCAGUAGCACCCUGUCAACCCUAGAACUGGAUGCUGCUGAGAAGGACCGCAAGCUUCAGGAGAAGGAGAAGCAGAUUGAAGAGCUGAAGAGGAAACUGGAACAAGAACAGAAGCUUGUGGAGGUCCUCAAGAUGCAGCUUGAGGUGGAAAAACGUGGGCAGCAGCGACCACCAGACACUCAGCCUAGUGUCUCCCCACAUCCCUUUAGUACAUCAGAUCUGAAACAUGCCAGUGUUGGGUCCUCCAUCAAGGAUGAAGCCUCACUCCCUGACUGCUCCAGCCCCCAGCAGCCCAUCCCAGUGCCUGGCCACGCUGUAGGCCAGCCCAUCUCCACAGGUAGCCAGACUCUUGUUGCCAAAAAGGCUGUGGUCGUCAAGCAGGAGGUCCCCAUGGUCCAAGCAGAGCAACAGAAUGUUGUCUCACAGUUCUACCUGAGUUCCCAGGGACAGCCACCUGCUCUUGUUGCUCAGCCUCAGACCUUACUGACCGCACAGACAACUCAGCUGCUGUUACCGGUGUCCAUCCAGGGUUCAAAUGUUACUUCAGUGCAACUCCCAGUAAGCAGCCUCCAACUCCAGACCCCAGCACAAGGAGGAGUCCAGGCUCAGCCUCAGGUAGCUGCUGCCACACAGGUGCCAGCUGCAGCCCUGGCUUCAACAUUGGCCUCAGCACUGCCUCAGAAGCAGGAAACCUUCCCGCAGCAUGUGUUGGGCCAGCCUCAGCCAGUCAGAAAGGUCUUUACAAACUCAGCACCAAACACAGUUCUUCAGUAUCAGAGGCAGCCUGGCCCAACGACCCAGCAGCCCUUUGUCAGUAAUACCUCUAACCCUGCUCUUCAGUCUAGAAGUACCGCACUUGCACCCCUGCAAAAUGGACCUAGCCCAGCCAGCAAGCCUAGCUCACCACCUCCACCCCAGCAGUUUGUUGUCCAGCACUCUUUGUUUGCAACCCCAGUCCCAAAGACAAAAGAUCCACCUCGAUAUGAGGAAGCCAUCAAACAGACUCGCAGCACCCAGCCAGCCCUUCCAGAGGUUUCCAGUGUGCAUAGUCAGCAGAUGGAUGACCUCUUCGAUAUCCUCAUAAAGAGUGGAGAGAUUUCCUUCCCGAUAAAAGAAGAGCCUUCUCCAAUUUCCAAGAUGAAACCAGUGACAGCCAGCAUCACCACAAUGCCAGUCAAUACGGUGGUGUCUCGACCACCACCCCAGGUCCAAAUAGCACCACCUGUAUCCUUAGAACCUGUGAACAGUUUAUCUGCCAGCUUAGAGAACCAGCUAGAAGCCUUCUUAGAUGGAACAUUGCCCUCAUCCAAUGACGUCACCCCUCUGCAGAGCAGCAGUGAAGAGAGAGAGCCUUUCUCUCUGAUCGAGGAUCUCCAGAACGACCUGCUGAGUCACUCUAGCAUGCUCAGUCACUCCAGCGUGCUGUGCCAGUCUCACUCUCCCAUGGAGACCUCUGAGGCCCAGUUUGUGUCGGGGACCCCCUGUCUAUCUCUUGACCUGUCAGACUCCAACCUGGACAACAUGGAGUGGCUAGACAUCACCAUGCCCACCACACCCUCCGGACUCACUCCCCUGAGCACCACUGCACCAAGCAUGUUCUCUGCUGAGUUUCUGGACCCACAGGACCUGCCACUGCCAUGGGACUAAGGUCACAGAUCUGUUUCAGAGCUUGUGAAAUUUGGAAACAUGAAAAUAAUCCUGAGAGGCCAGUGUUGGGAGCUGGAGCCAUAGCAGCACUGUUGAAGUUAAAAUCCAUUGUCAUAGAAAAAGGAAGGCCACAGCCUAGAAGCCAAGCAUGAGAGACACCACAGAAAUAGUCAUAUGCAGAGCCCUUGUGAAAUGCCUUAGAUCAAGCCAAAAGUCAGGUACCAUCCACAGGAAGUGGCACCAGGCUCUGGAUAUCAGCUUCCUUUCAUCCUCUGUGGUCACCUCACAGCCCUAAUAAGAGGCAAGCAGCUCCAUUUGAAACGCCAGGCCACCAAGAGGGAGGGAAGGGAGGAGCCACUGCACAUGUGCUCCUUAGAGUGGCAUAAGCCAACCAGGUCAAUAGCAAGCCAGAGGCAUCCAAGCACUUGGGCAGCUGGCAGCAGCUUCUAGCCAGAGGCUCUGAGUCCCACUUUGAAAUCUGUGUGACUUUGUGAUGUCAUAGGUCAUUUUGUGAGUUUGGGAAUCAAAAUGAACAACCUCUCACCAUAAACACAUGUCAAAAUACUGUCACAAAAGAGCCCAGUGUACAGAGGCCAGAUACACUGAUAGUGCUGCAACUUCCCUAGUGGCCUCGGGUGGAUGAGGUUGGUUCUCCUGUGAUGUUAGACAUUGGAAUGUGCUUUGACCUCGUGACCUCUACAAUCUUUGGUAGAGUAAAAAGAUGGCCGUCGGCUGGUUCUUCUUAAAAUAAGUCAGAUAUCUCUAUAGAGUACUGAGCCACAGUGUCUCCAUCUUUGAAGACUUGCCGACAGACUCUCUCAGGUGACCAUGCCCAUCUCAAAGAACCAAAAAAGGCUUCAGCAUGAAAUUCCUUUUCAACCUAAUGAGUUAGAAGAAUGGAAAGUGUGGACUGUCUGUCAGACUCUAGGAUAGUCCACCUUGAGCACAGGUUAGACCAACCUGUCACCAGCUCCCUGGUUCUCAUUGCAUAGGCUUGUAACUGCCUGCUUUCAGUUGUUCUCAAACCUAAGCCUAAAAACUGGAGGUUUUAUUCCUUUUUUUUUUUUUUUCUUGAUCCGUAACAGAAAGGUUAUAUUUGUCAAGUGGUUUAAGAAUUUUCUAAAAUGCCAACUGCCACAGGAUUUCCACAACUCUUGAUCUAGUGAUUUAGUUAUUGACAAAUUAUAAAUAACUGACCAGAGUAUGGAAUUUUUAUUCAAUGACAGCCCUUGUCUUAUCCCCUUCCCAACCGAUUUAACCUGAGCCAGGUGGGCUUCCUACAUCAAUCCACAUGCCUCUUCCACAGUGCAUCCAGGAAGUAUCCUGACCCAUCAUCUAGUGAUCAGAAAGGCCCCCUUUCCUGGCUUUAACCUGGUGAACAGCACUCUCUCACCUGAAGCUUGGCAUUAUGGUGUAAGGAGCCGCUGAGCUCAGGUAAUCCUCUUGUAUAGAGUCUGGUAGUUCUGUAUUGGGAGACAUCAACUUUCUGGUAGCUGAUACUGUCAUCUGACGAAGCCUCCUGAGAGUACUCUCUCAGGUCAGGAUGUAAUGCAUUGGUUCUGCUGCACAGCUGCUUAUGUCCCGGCCCCAGCUGAGGAUCUGAGAAGGUGCGUUCCCCAUGGGAACUUCAGCUCCAGGUUUUGGUAGGGAGCUCUAGUCCUCUCUCUCCAGCUUUGAGUGUCCAAUUAAAGGCAGUGGGUUUCUGGAAGCCCAUAAUUACUACUAGUGUGUUUCCUCCUGUAGACAGACUUCAGUGUCUGUCAUCCAGAGUUGUGAGUAGAGACAACAUUCUAGCCCUCAAGUCCCUUCCUCGUAUUGCUUUCUAAGUUAUUUUGAAGCUUGCCACAUGAAAGACAAUCUCCAAACACAGUGGGUACAGAGGAGGUCAUCUCAGUUGUUCAUGUGCCCAUCCAGCCUUCAGUUCAUCACAGUCUCAUUUCUUAAAGAGGCAAGGGGCCUCCAGCCACUGGCUUCACUAGCACCCAACUUCCCCACAGCAUUCCUUGACCUACUCUCCUGGUAUGAGCAUCCUGUAGGUACAUGUGACACCAGUGACAUGAGAGCCACCUGCUAGGCCUCUCCCACAUGUUCUGAGUGAGCGUGGGCAUCUUUCCCAUCGGCUCACGUAAAUGUAUCAUGACCAAAGACCAUUCUAUAAAAAGGCCUCUUGACCUAGCCCCAGCCCUCAGUGAGUACAUUGGAAAAGCUAUGUGUCUGAAGAUGAAUUGUUGUUUAAAGCUAGUUUCAGGCCAGCAAGAUGACUCAACAGAUAAGGCCUGCCAACAAGCCUGAGGGGCCAAGCUUAAGCCCCAGACCCCGUGUGGUGGAAGGACAGAACUGACCCCUGCAAUUGUCCUCUGACCUCUAUAUACAGAGACACCUUCAAAUAGGUGUAAAGUUAUUUCCCAGCCAUUAAAGCUCAGGUCCGAGAGCCCAUCUGUCCCCACUGUGCAUGUGCAUGGCACGCGUGGGCUGUAGGCUUCUGUUUGUAUCAUGUUGCCAAGAAAAUUCCUACUAGAAGUCUGGAGUGUCCAACCCCAGCCUCACUCUUCUGCAUCGUCCCACAGUGUAGUGGUAUCAACUUGACUUUCUGAUGUACAGAUUCCCAGUUGUCUUACUGUGGUGGGAGGAGUGGAAAGAAUUACACCAUGGCUUCUAGAAGGCUGAUGUGGCUGUGACCUUGUACAUUUCAGCAAGGCCUCUCUAAGAAGCCUCUGAGGCUGCGGCAGUGCUCACUCAGUCACACAGGCAUCCAGUCAGCGCGGAUGCCCUGAAUUAUUGGAACUUUUUGCUCAGAUGUCAUCUCUGUUCAUUUCACACAGAUAUUUUCUCUUUCCUUUCAGAAGCUCCAUAGUUCUUUGACUACAUGCUAUGCCUUACUCCAGAAAGCCACAGAGUCCAGGAGUUGGGGAGGUGUUAUAACCCUGCACACUCAGUCAGCUGACACUGGGGGGUAGGUGAGAGUGGUGUCCACUUUUUCACCAGAAUGGACUUGAGCCUCCUGGCAGCAAGGCUGUUCUCAUAGUUCCUGUAGUAUUCUGUGCAGUGAUAGCUGAGGAGACAGCUGUCCCUUCAGUCAGGACAGCCACUUUACAAUCCACAGCAGACCUGGCUCAGGGAAGUGGCCAAGAGGACACCCCAUCUUAUCUGCACCCUCGGCUGUUCCCACAGUGACUAGUCUCAGAAGCUCUGGUAGAAGGCUGGGGAUUGCAGGGAAUGCUGAGAGUGGCUGGUGGGUUCUGCCAGCAAAGCCACAGCCUCGCUUGCCUCUGUCCAUUACACUACACGACAUUGAGGACCUACUGACCCAGAGGACCAUUAGCCCCAGGCUGUCCCGGCACACUAACUGGAAGGCCAGGUUUAUCAGGGAACACUGCUCAUGCUCACAGAAGGUGUGUUUGGAGAGCACUGUCCUGAACAUUCAGCUAACGUAAAAGAUUUUUGUCAAAACUGGAAAGUAGCAGUUCUGAUAUAGUCAUUUUUGUUUCCUGGUUCAAACCUUCGAUCUCUUUCAUUUAAACAGUCUCUGGGCUCUGUUUUUAUUUGCCCAGUGACUAGGAGUGGGCAGGUUGUUUUUUCCACUGCUCACUCUGACAGUACCUGAGGUGUCCCUGUGUCUUUGAGUUAAGGCCUAUGAUUCAAAAAGCUGCACAUGUUUACAAGAAGCUUUUACCCUCCACUUAGGCCCACUGCUCUGGGGAGUGGAGGUGUCCCAGGCUUGUGACAGCAGCUUGGCAAUCUCAGAUCUACUAGGUGCUGUCUGGAAUCAUCAGAGACACCGGCAAUAAAAGGAAAGCUUUAUGCCAACGCCCAAGACAAAGCUUUAGUGAGUGAGCAGACUCACUGGAAAGCAGCCCAGCUGUCUUACCUCUACUUUCUGCUGUGAGGAACCCACCCACCCCAUCAACAGGAGAGGAAGGUUUAGGAAAGGAUUCGGUAUCCAUCAAAAGUACUUGACCUCAAAAAACCAAUAGUAAUCCAAAAUGCUUAAAGGAACCAAAGGCAUCGCCAGGUAUUUGCCAAAAGCAGCCACUUUUAAGAUUUGAGACUAAUGUGAUCUCAAGUCAGACCCCAAAAGGUUCCAUUUAAGGUUAUAAUUUUCACAGAGAUGUAGAUAUUUCUUGUUUUCCUAUAAAAUAGCAUAGAGCUGUUUUUGUUGGUUUAAGAAUAACAUUCUUGGUAGUAACGCUGAAUUGUCUUCUUGUAUGUAAAGGUUCUCUGUUGCUUGCAAUGGACAUGCAGGUGUUUCUCCUCUUUUCAUCUUCACAUAAUGUCUUAGCAUCUCACUUCCUGACAAGAGAGGAGAAAACACCAGUGGGCAGCACCAUGCUUGUUUAAUGAACAGAAAAUCAUGGCAAUCGGGGGUCCAUUUGUGUGUUGCCUUUAUGUUGUUUUUAAAAGACAAACCAUGAUGCCUUUGUACUUGCUGUUUGCACCCCUGACUCGAUUCUGUACUGUGUCUGAAUGCCAUACGUUUGCACUUGUACUGUACAUAGGCGAUGCAGACUGUAUUUUUAUAUGUGUGCGCAUUUAUCAUUGGAUCUUUUGUACAUAGUGGCAGUAUUGUAGCUGAUCGGGAAAUGUUUGAUAUCUCAGCAAUUUUGCAUUUUUGUGUCUCAAAUAAAAAAACAUUUUGAUGUACCAUGA
Arvicanthis niloticus (Nile rat) is the source of this 8111-nucleotide messenger RNA. RefSeq names its product myocardin related transcription factor B (gene Mrtfb). Lineage: Eukaryota; Metazoa; Chordata; Mammalia; Rodentia; Muridae. Gene Ontology annotation, molecular function: transcription coactivator activity. The record is from RefSeq and is a predicted model, not a curated record. Gene Ontology annotation, cellular component: nucleus. Gene Ontology annotation, biological process: positive regulation of transcription by RNA polymerase II; smooth muscle cell differentiation.